Molecule: messenger RNA, 876 nt
Organism: Paramecium pentaurelia
Lineage: Eukaryota; Ciliophora; Oligohymenophorea; Peniculida; Parameciidae
Source: the annotation of a GenBank genome assembly
AAUGGAUUUUGUGUUGAACCUCAUACAUUAAUCUUAAACAAUUCCCUUCAGACAAGGAGUUAAAUUUAAUAACUACAAUUUAGUCUGCAUGUAAAUAGAGUGAGUUAUAAAUAGAAUCUCUGUAUGUGCAUACAUUUUAGCAUUGCUAAUAAAUGGCACAAUUGGUGUAAAGACAGCCAAAUCUACAAGUGAUAGUUAUAAAUUAGUAGUAACACCUCCUUCUUGGGCAUUUUCAAUAUGGGGAGUCAUUUUUAGUAAUUAUUGAUUAUUAAUUAUUAAAGGCACUACAUUAGUAGCAUUAUUAUGGAGUAUUCAUUCAGUAUCUUGGAGUUUAGAAACUCACUUAUAUUUUUGGCUUUAUUGUUUCACAAUUUCAGUUUGGAUAUUACUUUGGUCUAUUGUUAGCAAAAUAACAAUACUUUUAUGUAAAAUUGUGCUAAUUUUAUUAACAAUUGUAUUAAUAAACCAAUAAAAUCAAGAAUAUAUAUCUAUUAUGGAAGAGUACAUUAGUUCUAGAGAAUGAUGAUUGGUCAAUAUAUUUAAUGAGAGGAGCAAUAGCAUUUUAAUUGGGAUGGGCUUCAAGUGCAUAAUGUUUGAACUUCUGCAUUUGUUUAGUACAUGUUUUUGGUGUCACUCAAGAUAUGAUAUCUAAAUUAAUUUGGAUAUGUAUAGUGAUAGCUCACUCUAUCUAUUUGGGCUUAGCUUAUUGUCAUUCGAAAUAAUGUAGAUUUAAUAUAAAUAUAUAACUUUAGACAACAAAAAUAUGCUAUUAAAUUUUGGAGCCUACUUAUUGAGUAUGUCAUGGGCAAUAAUGGGAGUAGCAAUUUCGUACAAUAAAUACAGUUCUGGGAAAGCAAUUAACAAAUUAAAAUGAGU